This is a messenger RNA of Zingiber officinale, 4576 nucleotides long. Its product is annotated as senescence-induced receptor-like serine/threonine-protein kinase. The transcript is spliced from 18 exons. Gene Ontology annotation, molecular function: protein binding; protein kinase activity; ATP binding. Bases 669 to 4469 code for a protein of 1266 amino acids. The record is from RefSeq and is a predicted model, not a curated record. Lineage: Eukaryota; Viridiplantae; Streptophyta; Magnoliopsida; Zingiberales; Zingiberaceae. Gene Ontology annotation, biological process: protein phosphorylation.
UCUUCAUCGACAGCGGGAUCGAUCCAAACUCCUCCUACGUCGACCCAAAACUAAAUCUACAAUACGUCUCCGACGACCAAUUCAUAGACACGGGCAUAAACUACGCCGUCUCGUCGGCCUACAUAUCUUCUAACAUUUCUCGGAGAUUCUUGACAUUGAGGAGCUUCCCUGAGGGAUCUCGCAACUGCUACACCUUCAAGUCAAUCAGCCAGGGCUCAAAAUACAUCAUAAGAGCGACCUUCUUGUAUGGAAACUACGACUCCAAGAAUAGUCCUUUUGUUCAGUUCGAUCUCUACCUCGGAGUCAACCUCUGGAAGAACAUAAACCUGACAACUCCUACUGAAAGCAUCUUCACUGAAACAGUCAGUGAAGCCACAGCUGAUGUGAUCUCAGUUUGCCUGAUCAACACUGGCCAUGGAAUUCCUUUCAUCUCUGGUUUAGAUCUGAGGCCUCUUUCAAACUCUCUUUAUCCUCAAGUCAACUCCUCCACCACUUUGGUCAACUUGGAUAGAUUCUAUGUGGGGAAUUCUAAUUCGAUCAGGUACCCUGCUGACCGAUAUGAUCGCUUAUGGUUCUUCAUUGACACCCCACCUUCAUGGAGUGUGACAUCGACCGACUCGAGCGUCCAAAACCAGGUGCAUGAUCAGUUUCAGCCACCACAGGAAGUCAUGCAGAUUGCAGCAUACCCUAGCAGCUCCACCACACUUCAACUCAGCUUGGCACCCGAUCCAGGAGACCUAACUGAGUUCUAUACGGUCCUCUACUUCUGCGAGCUCCAGCUGAACGCCUCGAGGCAGUUCUUGAUCUACCUCAAUGGAGCCCUGCUGAACGACGGCAGGCCUUUGGCUCCAACCUACCUCCUCUCUGACGUCGUUUUCAAUGCUGAUCCAAGUUUAGGGUUUGGUGAGUGCAAUAUAACUCUUGUUGAAACAGGAAGCUCCAUGCUUCCACCUAUCAUAAAUGCCAUUGAAGUCUUCACAGCAAUGAGAAAUGCAAAUGUGGCAACCAAUGGCCAAGAUGUGGAUGCAAUGUUGGCAAUCAAAGGGUGGUACCAGGUGAGAAGAAACUGGAUGGGUGAUCCAUGCUCUCCACAAGCAUAUACUUGGGUUGGACUGAAUUGUACACAGAAUAACUCUGGUGUUCCGAUGAUCACUGCAGUCAAUAUGUCAUACAGUGGAUUGGCAGGUGUAAUAACCACAUCCUUUGCCAACCUAAGUGCACUGCAAUACUUGGAUUUGUCUCAUAACAACUUAACAGGAUCGAUACCUGAUGGUCUGGGGUAUUUGCCAUCUCUCAGAGUCUUAGAUUUGACAGAAAACCAACUUAGUGGAGUCAUUCCUUCUGUUCUUCUUGAGAAAUCUAAGAAUGGUUCUAUUACUUUGAGAACUGAAGGCAACAUUUGUCUUGGUGGAGAUUCUUGCGAGCCUAAGAAUAAGAAGAAGAAGAAUUAUUUAGCAAUUAUCGUCAUUGCUUCUGUAGUUGCUGCUAUGUGUGGGUGCUUGGCGGCAAUUAUCCUUCUCUGCAUACUGAAAAAGAGAAAAGCCAAACGCACCAUCAAAGAGCUCCAAAUUGGAGGCAAAUAUCAACUUGAAAAUCGAAAAUUCACGUACAAGGAACUGGAGUUCAUUACUGAUAACUUUAGCAAGAUCAUUGGAAAAGGAGGGUUUGGAAUUGUUUACUAUGGCCAUUUGGAAGAUGCUACUGAAGUUGCUGUCAAGGACAGUACUGAUCGGCACCGGACAAGCAUGGAUUGCCGGCUCUUGCUUCUUCUGCUCCUCUUCCUCAUGGCGGCCUCCGCAUCUAGAGUUCAGGGACAACAGCCACCAGGUACUGCACACACCAUUCUACUUGAUCCCGCCAUGCAACUUAGCUCUCAAGCUUCUGCAGGUUUUAUCUUCAUCGACAGCGGGAUCGAUCCAAACUCCUCCUACGUCGACCCAAAACUAAAUCUACAAUACGUCUCCGACGACCAAUUCAUAGACACGGGCAUAAACUACGCCGUCUCGUCGGCCUACAUAUCUUCUAACAUUUCUCGGAGAUUCUUGACAUUGAGGAGCUUCCCUGAGGGAUCUCGCAACUGCUACACCUUCAAGUCAAUCAGCCAGGGCUCAAAAUACAUCAUAAGAGCGACCUUCUUGUAUGGAAACUACGACUCCAAGAAUAGUCCUUUUGUUCAGUUCGAUCUCUACCUCGGAGUCAACCUCUGGAAGAACAUAAACCUGACAACUCCUACUGAAAGCAUCUUCACUGAAACAGUCAGUGAAGCCACAGCUGAUGUGAUCUCAGUUUGCCUGAUCAACACUGGCCAUGGAAUUCCUUUCAUCUCUGGUUUAGAUCUGAGGCCUCUUUCAAACUCUCUUUAUCCUCAAGUCAACUCCUCCACCACUUUGGUCAACUUGGAUAGAUUCUAUGUGGGGAAUUCUAAUUCGAUCAGGUACCCUGCUGACCGAUAUGAUCGCUUAUGGUUCUUCAUUGACACCCCACCUUCAUGGAGUGUGACAUCGACCGACUCGAGCGUCCAAAACCAGGUGCAUGAUCAGUUUCAGCCACCACAGGAAGUCAUGCAGAUUGCAGCAUACCCUAGCAGCUCCACCACACUUCAACUCAGCUUGGCACCCGAUCCAGGAGACCUAACUGAGUUCUAUACGGUCCUCUACUUCUGCGAGCUCCAGCUGAACGCCUCGAGGCAGUUCUUGAUCUACCUCAAUGGAGCCCUGCUGAACGACGGCAGGCCUUUGGCUCCAACCUACCUCCUCUCUGACGUCGUUUUCAAUGCUGAUCCAAGUUUAGGGUUUGGUGAGUGCAAUAUAACUCUUGUUGAAACAGGAAGCUCCAUGCUUCCACCUAUCAUAAAUGCCAUUGAAGUCUUCACAGCAAUGAGAAAUGCAAAUGUGGCAACCAAUGGCCAAGAUGUGGAUGCAAUGUUGGCAAUCAAAGGGUGGUACCAGGUGAGAAGAAACUGGAUGGGUGAUCCAUGCUCUCCACAAGCAUAUACUUGGGUUGGACUGAAUUGUACACGGAAUAACUCUGGUGUUCCGAUGAUCACUGCAGUCAAUAUGUCAUACAGUGGAUUGGCAGGUGUAAUAACCGCAUCCUUUGCCAACCUAAGUGCACUGCAAUACUUGGAUUUGUCUCAUAACAACUUAACAGGAUCGAUACCUGAUGGUCUGGGGUAUUUGCCAUCUCUCAGAGUCUUAGAUUUGACAGAAAACCAACUUAGUGGAGUCAUUCCUUCUGUUCUUCUUGAGAAAUCUAAGAAUGGUUCUAUUACUUUGAGAACUGAAGGCAACAUUUGUCUUGGUGGAGAUUCUUGCGAGCCUAAGAAUAAGAAGAAGAAGAAUUAUUUAGCAAUUAUCGUCAUUGCUUCUGUAGUUGCUGCUAUGUGUGGGUGCUUGGCGGCAAUUAUCCUUCUCUGCAUACUGAAAAAGAGAAAAGCCAAACGCACCAUCAAAGAGCUCCAAAUUGGAGGCAAAUAUCAACUUGAAAAUCGAAAAUUCACGUACAAGGAACUGGAGUUCAUUACUGAUAACUUUAGCAAGAUCAUUGGAAAAGGAGGGUUUGGAAUUGUUUACUAUGGCCAUUUGGAAGAUGCUACUGAAGUUGCUGUCAAGUUGCUGACCAAAUCAUCUUCACAAGGAAAAGAAGAUUUUCUUUCUGAGGCUGAACAUUUGACAAGGGUUCAUCACAAGAAUUUGGUUUCUUUGGUGGGCUAUUGCAUGGAUGAAGAUCAUUUGGCACUCGUAUGCGAAUUUAUGCCCAAGGGAAACCUUAAAGAAUACCUCAAAGCUAGUCAAACUGAGACGCCUUUGAAAUGGGAACAACGUCUCCGAAUUGCCAUUGAUGCCGCACAAGGACUUGAGUAUCUGCACACCGGAUGCAAACCUCCACUUGUUCAUAGAGACGUGAAGACCGCUAACAUACUCUUGAACGAAAGACUAGAAGCGAAAAUAGCUGAUUUUGGACUAUCCAAGCGUUUCCAAGAUGACAACACCGGCCACACAUCCACAAGGAUUGUUGGCACUAUCGGAUACCUUGAUCCAGAGUACUAUGUCAAUAACCAACUCAGCCGGAAGAGCGAUGUGUAUAGCUUUGGAGUGGUUCUUUUGGAACUCAUCACUGGAAAAUCUCCCAUAUUUAGUGAUCUUGAAGACAUUCACAUAGUUCAAUGGGUUAAAGAAAGGCUUGCCAAUGGAAACAUAGAGGAUGUUAUCGACACAAUCAUAUGCGAAGAGAGAGUCCUAAAUUCAUCUUGGAAGGUGGCCAAUGUCGCAUUGGCAAGCACUACACACACUUCGAGUACGAGGCCAACGAUGACUGAAGUGGUGAUGGAGCUAAAGGAGUGCUUGGCAAUGUACACUGAUGGUGAUAAGAUGUUGUUGAAGCAUGGAAGCAGUGAGGUGGAUCCGAGUCUCUUGGAAUUUCAUCAUGUCGGAAGCAUUUCUGAUGCUGAAGGCCCUUCGGCUCGUUGAUUUGUCGCACUUACAUUGACUGAUUGUCGAAAUUGAUUUCUAGUUUUGGAUUUACAAAUUUGAAUAGGCUUCCAUUCAUCAAUUGUGUUACCUUAGACAUUAUGUAC